Didymodactylos carnosus is the source of this 448-nucleotide messenger RNA. The record is from the annotation of a GenBank genome assembly. Lineage: Eukaryota; Metazoa; Rotifera; Eurotatoria; Philodinida; Philodinidae.
AAGUAUUAUAUAUCAUUCGAAAGCUUAUUGAAUAUACUUUAUUAUGCAUUGCUUAGUUUUUGAAAGUUUUUAAUUUUUAAAUGGUAAUAAAGCAUGUUGCCAUUACUUUUGGAACACCCUUAGUAUAAUCUUAAUAGUUAUCAUUUAAAUUUUAGGAUCGUCUGCGUUGACAAGUGGUCAACGUGCAGUAGUAAUACGAUCACAAACACAUGCUGCUGAUAAUGAUAAUCUGCAAAAUACUCAAAUAGUGGUUGCGACACGCAAAAGACAUCAUGGCAGUACUUUCACGGUGACUGAUAAUGCCGGUGAACGUGCUGCUACUCUUGAUGAUGAUGAAGGUGGUUACACCACGAAUUUUGCACGUGAUGAUCCAGAUCGAAGUACUGUCAAAAAAAGGCAAAAUACAUAUCAACAACGACAACAACAGCAGCAGCGAGAGAUGAAAUGA